AAUAAUGAAAAUGAAAUAAAUACAUAAACUACGAUUCUGAAAAAUCGAUCGUCCUGUGAUUCUUUCCGACUACCGUCGGUUGUAAAUAUUAAAUUAUACGCACAUUCAUUGUAUCAAUAGAUUUGUAUAAUCACAUAUCAAAAAAUGGUGGUUGGAGAAUGUUGGCCGACGAUGGAUCUGCUACGAUCGGAGCCGAUGCAAUUGGUACAAUUGAUCAUUCCUAUCGAAUUAGCUCAUCGCUCAAUCACGUAUCUCGGCGAACUUGGCCAAUUUCAGUUUAAAGACCUCAAUGCUGAAAAAAGCCCGUUCCAGCGGACCUACGCAGCUCAGAUGAAGAGAUGUGGGGAAAUGGCUCGCAAACUACGUUUUUUCAGGGAACAAAUGUCAAAGGCAGGUUUGUUUCCCUCAACAAAGUCUGUAACAAGUGAUGAUAUUGAUUUCGACAACUUGGAGGUAAAACUUGGAGAACUUGAAGCUGAACUGAUAGAGAUGAAUGCAAAUGACGAGAAGUUGCAAGAGACUUACAAUGAACUGUUAGAGUAUAAGCUUGUUAUGCAGAAGGCUGGUGAGUUUUUUUCUUCAGCUCAAGGCAGAGCUGCAGCUCAGCAGAGAGAACUUGAAGCACAUCACAGUGGUGAAGGAUCCAUUGACAGUCCAUUGUUAUUGGAGCAAGAAAUGAUAACUGAUCCAUUAAAGCAAGUUAAGUUGGGUUUUGUCAGUGGCCUUGUUCCUCGCGAAAAAUCAAUGGCUUUUGAGAGAAUAUUAUUUCGUGCAACAAGGGGUAAUGUGUUUUUGAAGCAAUCUGUGGUUGAAGAUUCUGUCACUGAUCCUGUGUCUGGGGAGAAGGUCGAGAAAAAUGUAUUUGUUGUCUUUUACUCUGGUGAAAGAGCAAAGAACAAAAUUCUGAAAAUAUGUGAUGCUUUUGGAGCAAACCAUUAUCCAUUUACAGAGGACCUGGGAAAACAAUUCCAGGCUAUUACAGAUGUCUCUGGAAGACUUUCAGAACUGAAGACUACCAUAGAUGUUGGACAGGUGCAUCGGAGCAAUCUGUUGCGGACCAUUGGCUAUCAAUUUGAGCGAUGGAACUUCCUGGUAAAGAAGGAAAAAUCGAUUUACCACACUUUAAAUAUGCUCAGUAUCGAUGUGACAAAGAAGUGUCUUGUUGCAGAAGGCUGGUGUCCUGUUUCUGCAACAAAUCAGAUUCAGAAUGCACUGCAGUGGGCAACCGCUGACACCAACUCACAAAUUGGGACCAUAAUCCAGGUUCUACAAGCAAAAGAAUCCCCGCCAACCUAUUUCCGGACAAACAAAUUUACUUGUGCUUUUCAAGAAAUUGUAGAUGCAUAUGGGGUUGCGAAGUAUCAGGAAGCAAAUCCUGGUGUAUACACAGUUGUCACGUUUCCUUUUCUUUUUGCCGUUAUGUUUGGUGACUGGGGCCACGGUAUAUGUUUGCUGCUGGCUACAUUAUAUUUCAUAAUCAUGGAAAAGAAGUUUUCCUUUCAGAAGCUUGGAGACAUCGUUGAAAUGACUUUUGGUGGCCGCUAUGUUAUUAUGAUGAUGGCAUUGUUCUCAAUCUACACAGGAUUGAUCUAUAAUGAAUUCUUUUCUGUCCCAUUUGAGCUAUUUGGGCCUUCUGCCUAUGAUUGUAGUGAUCUUUCCUGCAGGGAUGCUUCUACAACAGGUCUAAUAAAGGUGCGUGCCACUUACCCAUUUGGUGUUGAUCCCAAAUGGCAUGGUACUCGAAGUGAGCUACCAUUUCUUAACUCACUGAAGAUGAAGAUGUCAAUUUUAUUGGGGGUAGCUCAGAUGAAUCUGGGGAUUGUAUUAAGCUACUUCAAUGCAAAAUUCUUUGGAAAUGAUGUAAAUAUUCGGCAUCAAUUUGUUCCCCAGAUGAUAUUUCUAAAUAGCUUGUUUGGCUAUCUAUCUCUUCUCAUAAUUGUGAAAUGGUGCACUGGAUCUAAAGCUGAUCUCUAUCAUGUGAUGAUAUACAUGUUUCUGAGUCCCACUGAUGAUCUGGGUGAAAAUCAGCUUUUUUUUGGCCAAAAAUUUCUCCAGAUUGUGCUGCUACUAUUGGCUCUUGUUGCAGUACCCUGGAUGCUGUUUCCAAAGCCAUUUCUCUUGAAGAAGCAGCAUGAGGAAAGGCAUCAAGGUCAGUCGUAUGGACGACUCGAUAGUACUGAUGACCCUCUUGAAAUGGAGCUUCAUGAUCCCCAUGGGCAUGAUGAAUUUGAAUUCAGCGAGGUCUUUGUGCACCAACUUAUACAUACUAUAGAGUUUGUGCUCGGUGCAGUGUCUAAUACAGCUUCAUACCUAAGGUUAUGGGCUCUCAGUCUGGCCCAUUCUGAGUUGUCCAGUGUAUUUUUCGACAAGGUUUUACUACUUGCUUGGGGGUUCAACAAUGUCAUUAUUCUUAUUAUUGGUAUAAUUGUAUUUAUAUGUGCAACUGUUGGUGUGCUCUUAGUAAUGGAAACUCUAAGUGCAUUUCUACAUGCUUUGCGACUUCACUGGGUGGAGUUCCAAAACAAGUUCUACGAGGGAGAUGGUUACAAAUUCUGCCCAUUUUCAUUUGCUCUACUUAGUGAGGAAGAUGAAUGAUUACCUGCUUGAAGCUAGGGUAUAGGCUAGAAGAUAGGAAAACAUUACGAUUAUGCCGAUUUGUGAUUUGUGGAGAUAUAGAAAGUGGAAAUCAUUUUAAUUUUUAAAUAGAGAUUUUAAAGAAUAUUAACGGAUCAA
This is a messenger RNA of Pistacia vera, 2733 nucleotides long. RefSeq names its product V-type proton ATPase subunit a3-like. Gene Ontology annotation, molecular function: ATPase binding; proton-transporting ATPase activity, rotational mechanism. Gene Ontology annotation, biological process: proton transmembrane transport; vacuolar acidification. Lineage: Eukaryota; Viridiplantae; Streptophyta; Magnoliopsida; Sapindales; Anacardiaceae. The coding region runs from base 145 to 2595 and encodes 816 amino acids. The record is from RefSeq and is a predicted model, not a curated record. Gene Ontology annotation, cellular component: vacuolar proton-transporting V-type ATPase complex; vacuolar proton-transporting V-type ATPase, V0 domain. The transcript is spliced from 18 exons.